Molecule: messenger RNA, 477 nt
Organism: Puccinia graminis f. sp. tritici CRL 75-36-700-3
Lineage: Eukaryota; Fungi; Basidiomycota; Pucciniomycetes; Pucciniales; Pucciniaceae
Exons: 3
Coding region: 1-477 (158 amino acids)
Source: RefSeq, a predicted model, not a curated record
AUGAGCAAACGAGAACUCAUGCGUAAGCAAUCCACCGCUCGAAAACCAGUCAUUAUUACACCACGGUCAUUUGCGUGUCGCCGCGGAUGUAACCGUCACCUUGACGAAUCCGCGUGCGUGACUGCGGCAGUAGGCGCAGUGACUGCGCACGAAACCCCCAAUGAAACCCCCAGAUGUCGCUCCGCGCGGGAGCGACAUGCAAUUAGAAAGUUGCUCAACCAGGCGUUCCAAGGUCACACUACCCUCUACACACAUUUUUGGGAAGAAAAAAUCAUGAUCGUUGUAGAGCGUCCCCGAGACGCAGUCGACGCGGGAACGACUUUGCAAGCGUCAACUUGCCGCCCUCGGGACCCAAGAGUCACCGGGUCGCACCGAUUAGCGUUACGCAAGCGCUUAAGUCCCACAUCGUCAUUGUGGCGUUCUUUAUGGUCAGAAGAGCGCUCCAAAGAGCUUCAAAGCACCAGGUUGAAGUCAUGA